AUGAUCAGCGAGUUCAUACACUCCUCCCCUGGCGAGCCACCAAAACCGCAGCAGCCUCCUGGUCAAAGUAGUCGAUUGCAUUCUGGCCCUGCUGGACACAUGGUCGCUGACUGGUGGUCACAUCGAGGUCACGUGACCAACAAUCCCGUUGAUCUUGAGGUUGUUUGUGGUUUUGACCUCGAGCGUGGCGUUGAGCCCAAACUCGAGCGUUCCCGAGGCCGACCUGUUGAACAGACGUUGCAAGGACUGCUUGAAAAUCGCAGUGGAAAAUCCGUCACUCUGGAUAACCGUUCCUCCUGUGUUGUGGACCAAGCCUUCCAUUUCGGCCAAACCUAUCUGGUCGUACGAGCCCACAAAAAUGUCGACGGUGUGUCCGGCAAGAGAAGCCGUGCUGGCGAGGUCGUCGUAGAAUUUGCGGGCUUUUCUAAAGUUCUUGAGCAUGGUAGCAUCCUUUUGCAGAUCGCUAUGAGAUCUGAUUGGAUUCUUCAACGGGGUGUCGACGAUGCUACCCGGGCCGUAUGUUGCAGGGCCGCCGGUGAACAGCAUGACACGCGCUCCGGUCUUUGA
Molecule: messenger RNA, 567 nt
Organism: Ogataea philodendri
Lineage: Eukaryota; Fungi; Ascomycota; Pichiomycetes; Pichiales; Pichiaceae
Exons: 3
Coding region: 1-567 (188 amino acids)
Source: RefSeq, a predicted model, not a curated record